GCGAAUAGUAAUGGCAAUUCACUACCCCAUAGCGAAAGGCCAGACGGAGUAGUGAUGGCGGGCGGCGCGCAGCGAUGCGGCGAGGGGGGGGAGGGGGGGAAUGUUUUGACGGACUGGACAGGGGGUCAGGCGGCCACUGCUACUCUGAUCCUGGCAUGGGCGCUUACGGUCGGCGCCAUGGGGGCAGCUCUCGCAUUGCUGUCUUAUUACUGGUGCUAUCCCCGCAAGCUGCUGCUGCUCUCCCUCCUUUUCUCACCCAGGUCCAAGAAACGCAAUCGCGUUAUCGGGAUAAUUCCCGCUCGGUACAUGUCGACACGUUUCGAGGGCAAACCUCUGGCAAUGAUUCUCGGGAAGCCGAUGAUUCAAAGAACAUACGAGCAGGCAAAGCGCGCCAAGUGUCUGGAUGAUCUGGUUGUCGCGACUGACGACUCGAGGAUUGCACUUUGCUGCAAGGCGUUCGGCGCCGACGUGGUUUUGACCUCGUCAAACUGUGCAAAUGGGACAGAACGCUGCAAUGAAGCCCUAAAAAAGCUGCAUAAGAGGUAUGAUAUCGUUGUAAACAUACAAGGGGACGAGCCCCUGAUGGAGCCAGAGAUCAUUGAUGGGGUCGUUAAGGCACUGCAGAAUGCACCGGAUGCUAUCUACAGCACAGCUGUGUCGCCGCUACAGCCCAAGGAUGCCCAUGACCGGAACCGAGUUAAGUGCAUCGUUGAUCGCAAUGGCUAUGCAAUCUACUUCUCCAGGGCCCUGAUUCCGCACAGCAAGACCGGCACGGCCAGCUGCACCUUCCCUUACCUUCUCCAUCUGGGUUUGCAGUGCUACGAUGCAGACUUUCUCGACGUGUACUGCCAGCUGAAGCCCACCCCUCUGCAGAUGGAAGAGGACCUGGAGCAGCUGAAAGUUGUCGAGAACGGUUACAAAAUAAAGGUGAUCACGGUGCACCAUGACGCGCACGGCGUCGACAGCCCAGGCGACGUGGCAAGCAUCGAGGAGAUCAUGCACAGAAAAGGCAUUUCAUGACACAUUGGCGUGCGCCGAAAGAGGGACAUCAUGAACGAAUGGAAUAGUGCUCUCGCUUGUGCAGAGAACGAGACCGAUUUUUGGCUGUAUCCUCAGAAAUCGUGUUUCACAAUUCGCCAUGAUGAAGGGAAGAGUAGUGCUCGUUUGUGAAGAGAACGAGACCGAAUCUGACCGAUUUGGGGGCGAGAGAGAGGGAGUUAGAGAGAGAGAGAGAGAGAGAGAGAGAGAGAGAGAGAGAGAGAGAGAGAGAGAGAGAGAGAGAGAGAGAGAGAGAGAGAGAGAAGAGUUUCAAUUUUGUUUUGCAAUGCGGGAGUCGCUGCCACUGGCAGUUUUUCAUUCCAUAGGGGUGUGGAUGGGAUGGUAGUUGAGAGACGGGAGCAGGAGUCGGAACAGAGAGAGACGAUGGAUAACCCGGCAGAGGACGGUGAGAAACAGAAAAGAAAAACAAUAGGUAGGUGGUAACACUGAUUUCGUGGCUGCUCUUACACGUAUCCCUCAUCCGAAUGUAGACACAAUCAUCGGUAGCAUGCAUGCAACCAUCGUACAAGUCGCUCUGCUCUCCCAGUCCAGUUGUACAUCUACGGAUUGUCUUACCUCUGCACAGUUUGCUUCUUGCAUAAUCCGUUCAGUCCGUAUCGUAAAUACCCACGUAUUAUUCUUGCGAAUGAACGUAGACCCGAUAUCAUCACUAUCCGUCGGAUUGUCAUGCACUCGAUGAUAGCGGAACCUAUAGAAGACUAACACCCACCAUAAGCCCUCACGAGUAACAGAGUGAGGUUUCCGCGCAGGUAAGGGUGACAAACACCAGCCCGCAGUAACGGAGUAAGGCGAAUAGACAGAUGGCAGAUGAGAGAGAGAGAGAGAGAGAGAGAGAGAGAGAGAGAGAGAGAGAGAGAGAGAGAGAAUAGAAAAGACAGCAAGGAACAGCAGCCAGAACCACAGGCGUCGAUCGUGAGAAAAAGCGACAGGCAGGAGCCCGAGGUAGAUCACAGAGUGAAGCAGUGCGGGAGCAGCAACAUCACAACGAGUACAAUAGGCGCAAAGGGGAGGGAGGAGGCGGAAGGAGUAAGCGGCCCAGACCGCGGGGAGAUAGCAGUGUGUCCCGGAUUUUAAAGCACGGUCAGAGAGAGGCAAUGGAUUUUUAAGCACGGUCAGAGAGAGGCAAUGGGUUUCUAAGCACGGUCAGAGAGAGGCAUUCAUUGCCUUCACGGCCAUGUCAAGUAGUGUUUUAUGGCGCAUCUAUGCCAGCGAACAACAGUCUGACGAUUCAACAAAAUCCUUUUUGGUAA
Molecule: messenger RNA, 2309 nt
Organism: Chara braunii
Lineage: Eukaryota; Viridiplantae; Streptophyta; Charophyceae; Charales; Characeae
Source: the annotation of a GenBank genome assembly